Molecule: messenger RNA, 1983 nt
Organism: Naegleria gruberi
Lineage: Eukaryota; Heterolobosea; Eutetramitea; Acrasida; Naegleriidae
Exons: 2
Coding region: 1-1983 (660 amino acids)
Molecular function (GO): protein binding
Source: RefSeq, a predicted model, not a curated record
AUGCUCUCAACACAACAACCAACAGAUGCCUCUCCACCUGCUCUCAAUUUGAGAAUCAACCUCUCUCCAUUCCAAACACCAACCUACAUUUACAACAUUCAAUUUUCACCUCUUACAGGAUUUAAAACAUUUAGUUUUACUCACUCCAAUUCGGAUAUUUUAAUUCAUGAAAUUCAAGCACCACAAAUUCUUCACACCAGAACCCUGAAGGGACACAGCAAUCAAAUCAGUGGACUUUCCUUCUCUAAAACCAAUGAAAAUAUGUUAAUUUCCUGCUCUCAUGAUUCCUCUGUUCGUUUGUGGGAUUUGAGAUUGCCUGAUCAAUCUUGUUGUGUGAGUACACAAUCUUUCCAAUUUACUCCACUUGCUCCACAAUUAAAUUCCAUUGAUCUUUCCUUUGGUAAUGGACACUUGUAUGCUGUCGGAAGUGGUUCUACCACACAAGCUGGUUCAAUUGCUGUUGGUGAUUUACGUAAGAAUCCACCAUUGUCUUCCUAUUUAAUGAUGGAAGAAAUUCACAGUGAUUGCAUUAAUCAAGUUUCAUUUGGUUCCAAUAACAUGUUGUACUCUUGUGCUGAUGAUGGUCUGAUACAUAUUUAUGAUAUUUCCGAGUCUAAUCAAAAACAAGUUUAUGAAGAAUUGGAAGAUUCACUUGAUGGUGUCUUGAAUAUUGAGGAUUCUGUUGAAAGAUUUGGAUUUUUGGGAACAACCAAUUGUUUAUAUGCUCUCUCUAGUACUAAUCACCUUCACUUUUGGCUUUAUGAUGCUACAGAAGAUGAAUAUGCUGAUUAUAGAGUAAUGAAACGUGAAGAGGAAUGGCACAACUUUAGACAAUAUAGUCAAACUUAUACUGAACUUUUGGAUAUGAAUGCUCAAGAUAAUUUAUCAUUCAUUGAAGUAACUGGUUCUGUUGGUGAUGAUAGUGUCAUGCUACAUGCUAGCUCAUUGGGUGCUGUCUAUGUUUUCAAGAUGACUGAUUCUUUGAAGAGUCAAGAAUUGAUUGCUGUCAUGAAAGGUGGUCACUCUCAAGAUUCCUUGAUUAGAACUGUUAAGGUUUUAAAUCCAACUACAUUAAUGACUGCAGGUGAGGAUGAUUUUAUUAGAGGAUCUGAUGAAUUUAAUCAAUGGAUAACAAUUGAGGGAAAUACAUUACAUAAUCCAUCAUUAUCAAGUAGAGGAUUUGAUUUGGCUUUCAGACUCGGAAAGCAUUUGGCUUGUAAUUUUUUGAUUAAAAACAAUGAAUCAUUAUCGACUUGUUGUGAUAAUGCUAAUAUUGGAAAGGAUAAUCAAUUGAAUGGAGGAGUGAAGAGAUUAAUAGUAUUUACAUCACCUUAUAGAAGAUGUUUGGAAACUACACAAUACAUUUUGAAAGGAGUUAAUGAAAUACAUACUAAUCAUGGAGAUUUUCAAAAGGAGGCAGAAUAUGAACUAUAUGUUGAAUAUGGAAUUUCUGAAUGGUUUGGAGAGAAAAAGUCAUUUACUAUUGAGAAUAUACCUCAACCUUUGGAAGAAAUAACCAGUUCAACUCAAUUUAAAGAAUUAUUUUCGAGAGCUAAUAAUAUUUCUCAACAAGGAGAAUAUAUAACAGGAAAACAAUUCGAAACCACCUACAUUUCAAAAGAUGGUAAUCCUUUUAAAUAUUUUCUAGAUGAAAAACCAAUUGAAACAGUUGAGGAUUUGGAACAACGAGCAAAGGUUGCUAUGGAUAAUGUUUGGAAUUUUGUAAAAGAUGAGAGUGAUGAAAAUACUCUUGUGUUACUAGUUUCACAUGCAGCAAGUGUCAUUAAAGAAAUUGAAGUAAUUCUUCCAGAAGCAGAUAGACAUAAUGUAAAGGCUGGAAUUUGUGGAUUGAGUAAGGUUGAUUUAGAAGAGGAUAGUUGGAAGUUGAGCAUAAACUCUGAUACGUCAUUCCUAGAUGGUGGAGAUUACUUUUACUGGGAAUUUUCAGAUUACUAUGCCUACUUGGAUAGUCUUAAAAAAUGA